AUGGACAAAACACCAGCUCCCAUGUUUCGAAAGCGAGACCCUGCGCCACCGUCCUCAGCGAUACCUUCGUCUUCUCCCGCCUUUGGCACUCCUGUUCACCCUCUUAAGCCAUUCGCUGUCAACGCCCCCAAAGCUGCGAUACUACCAAUAAUCCUUCCUCCAGCGACACUAAGACCUCUUGCGUUCCGCACAUUCACAAAAAAGCAUUCUCUCACACUCACAUCUUCCGCUCUUCAAGAACUUGCUGCCUUCAUUGGCAGACAUUGUGGUUCGGGAUGGCGCGAAGAGGGUUUGGCCGAAAGGGUACUCGAGGAUGUUGCACGAAGCUGGAAGAACCGAAACGGAGGGGUUAUGGUGGAAGGAUCGAGUAAAGAGAUGCAGGAAAUCCUCAAGACCUUGGAGGGCAAUAUGAGCGGCGGCAGAAUUACAGGACCAGUGAGGGGACUACCACGAGGAGACAGUAUGCUCGAUUUCAAAGAUAACGACGCCUUGAACACACGCUUAGGACUGCGGCCGGCGGAAGUGAGGAGAGAAGAUAGCAACUCAAGUUUUGGAAUGUCAGGCUUGGGUGUCGAUGAGGAGCAGGAAGAGACGGAUACAAACGAUCCUAGAGCCUGGCUCAAAAUUAUAAACGCCUAUGAGCAGCCUAGAUUCUUCUAUAAUGUUGCCAAGAAGCACUUUGAAAAGGAUCCUUCAGCCCCUUCGUUACUUCCACCAGCAUCACAUAAAACGACAUUGUUCCGCAACCGCUACAAUGUUAUCCACCAACGACUAUUGCGCAACGAAUCCUUCCAAUCGUCAGCUGUCUCCUCCUCCCGAAAACGCACGCUCGAACGUUCUUUGUCAAACCAGAAGUCACUCAAGCUUACGCCGAUUGCAAAUCUGCUAGGUCGUCACGGCAGCAGUCACAUGCUGCUGGGACUUCUCGGCGUCCUUCCCACUGGUGAUCUCGCCAUUAGCGAUUUGACUGGCACCAUCGCCCUGGAUCUCUCUCAAGCUGUUGCUAUACCCGAGGACUCAGCAUGGUUUUGUCCCGGAAUGAUUGUGCUAGUAGAUGGUGUCUACGAAGAGGAAGAUGAAUCCGUAGGAAAGGGCCUCAAUGGUAGCAGUGGCGUCGGAGGUAUUUUAGGUGGACGCUUCCAGGGUUUCUUUAUCGGUCAACCCCCAUGCGAACGACGCAAGGCUACUCUUGGUAUCAGCGGACCCGAUGGCGGCCAGGAGCAGACCAUUGGGGGAGGUUUCGGUUGGGUCGAUUUCCUAGGCGUUGGCAGCGAACGCGCCUUAGGUAUUAAAAUGCGCAGGCUAGAAAAUCGCCUCCUUCGAUCCAGAGCCGAAGACGAUGCGCCAUCUCGUGGGCGCGCGGUUAUUAUAGGCGAGCUGAACCUCGAUCAGCCCCGAACUCUUCAGGCUUUGCGAAAGAUUCUCUCGACAUAUGUCGCCGAACCUACAGGAUCAGCACCCUUGACAUUUGUGCUGAUGGGAAAUUUUACUCAGUAUGCCGUAAUGGCACGGGGAGGCAGUGGUGGAAGUAUUGAAUACAAGGAAUACUUUGAUUCUCUGGCUUCAACUCUGAGCGACUUCCCAACAUUACUUCAGUCGUCUACCUUUGUCUUCGUCCCAGGCGACAACGACGGCUGGGUUUCCUCCUUCACAGCAGGUGCUUCUGUGCCCUUGCCACGGAAACAAGUACCAGAUAUGUUCACAUCUAGAAUCCGGCGUGCUUUUGCUACAGCCAAUGCUGAGGCAGGAGGAAAGACGGAUGGUGCAGCUAUUUGGACCUCCAACCCAAGCCGAAUUAGUCUCUUCGGCCCCAAUCACGAACUUCUUCUCUUCAGAGAUGAUGUAUCUGCUCGUUUGCGUCGAACCUCGGUCCGUCUCAAGCCUAAGGCCAAUGAUGGCAAUAUGGACGAAACGCAGAGUUCGAAUCCUAAUCCUCCUGACGAUGUCCUACCAAUGGACAUUGACGCUGCUCACCACGAUGAUCCCACCGCGACGGAUGCCGGCUCUCCCGUUACUCCCCUUGUUCCCCACGAUAUUCAUGCUGCCCAAAAGUUGGUCAAAACUAUCCUUGACCAAGGUUACCUAGCGCCUUUCCGACAUGCCAUCCGCCCCGUUCACUGGGACUUUGCCUCAUCUCUGCACAUAUAUCCGCUGCCCACAGCCAUGGUGUUGCUUGAUACAACCGCCCCUCCAUUCUGUAUCACCUACGAAGGGUGCCAUGUCAUGAACCCUGGCAGUGUCCUUGUACCGGGGCGUAAAGGUGUCGCUCGAUGGGCAGAAUAUGAACUUGGCCGUCAAGGAAAAUUAAGAGAAUGUACUAUUUAA
Fusarium coffeatum is the source of this 2325-nucleotide messenger RNA. RefSeq lists its product as uncharacterized. Gene Ontology annotation, cellular component: epsilon DNA polymerase complex. Gene Ontology annotation, biological process: error-prone translesion synthesis; DNA-templated DNA replication. The transcript has 2 exons. NCBI's taxonomy places the organism in Eukaryota, Fungi, Ascomycota, Sordariomycetes, Hypocreales, Nectriaceae. The record is from RefSeq and is a predicted model, not a curated record. Gene Ontology annotation, molecular function: DNA binding. The coding region runs from base 1 to 2325 and encodes 774 amino acids.